Molecule: messenger RNA, 444 nt
Organism: Eimeria mitis
Lineage: Eukaryota; Apicomplexa; Conoidasida; Eucoccidiorida; Eimeriidae
Exons: 2
Coding region: 1-444 (147 amino acids)
Source: RefSeq, a predicted model, not a curated record
AUGCGUUCUUAUCCAGCUUCUGCUGCUAAAGGAGCAGCAGCAGCAAUAGCAGCAGCAACAACAGCAGCAACAGCAACAAUAGCAGUAGCAACAGCAGAAGCAGCUGCAGCAGCAGCAGCAGCUGCAGCAGCAGCAGCAGCUGCAGCAGCAGCAGCAGCUGCUGCAGCAGCAGCAGCAAACACUGAGCUGUUGAAGAGGUGCGAUUUGAAGCGGAAAGUUUCUAAGCGGCUGCAGCAACAGAUGCAGCAGCAGCAGCAGCAGCAAGAGCUGCUGCUGCUGCGACAGAAGCAAGAGCUGCUGCUGCUGCACCAGAAGCACAAGCGGAUGCAGCAACAGAUGCAGCAACACCAGCAGCAGCAGCAGCAGCAGCAGCAGCAAGAGCUGCUGCUGCUGCUGCUGCUGCAGAUAGCUGUGAUAUUGCCUUGUAAUAUAAUAACAGUUUGA